Molecule: messenger RNA, 1420 nt
Organism: Camellia sinensis
Lineage: Eukaryota; Viridiplantae; Streptophyta; Magnoliopsida; Ericales; Theaceae
Product: caffeoylshikimate esterase
Source: RefSeq, a predicted model, not a curated record
AUCCAAUUGACGUCUUUGGAUUUCCCUCUCUCCCUCUCUGUGUAUAUAUAUAUGAUUCGAUAUCAUAGAUAGUUCAGACCGCUUUGUAUCCUGUCCUACCGGUGCAUUUUAGCAUAAAAAAUGGUGCACCCAAUAGCGGAGGCGAACGAGAAGAGCCCGUUCGGCUCGCUCACCCCGGACGAGUUCUACGCUCGCCACUCAGUGAGUCACUCGUUCGAGUACAUCACCAAUUCCAGAGGAAUGAAGCUGUUCACACAGUCGUGGACCCCACUCCCGCCGACGAAGAUCAUCGGAAUUGUCGCCGUCGUCCACGGCUUCACCGGCGAGUCGAGCUGGUUCACUCAGCUCACCUCCGUCCUCUUCGCCAAGUCCGGCUUCGCCACUUGCGCCAUCGAUCACCAAGGCCACGGCUUCUCCGAAGGCCUCUCUUGCCACAUCCCCGACAUCAACCCUGUCGUCGACGACUGUAUCUCCUUCUUCGACUCGUUCCGUGCUCGUCACGCGCCGUCGCUUCCUUCGUUUCUCUACUCCGAGUCCCUCGGCGGAGCCAUCGCGCUUCUCAUCACUCUUCGCCGCGGCUCGAGCCGCCCGUACGACGGGCUGAUUCUCAACGGCGCGAUGUGUGGAAUCAGCGCCAAGUUCAAGCCGCCGUGGCCGCUCGAACAUUUUCUCUCGAUCGUCGCCGCCGUGGUGCCGACGUGGCAAGUGGUGCCGACGCGCGGAUCGAUACCGGACGUGUCGUUCAGGGUGGAGUGGAAGAGGAGCCUGGCUUUCGCAAGCCCUAGGCGGAGCAAGGCGAGACCACGCGCGGCGACGGCGCGUGAGCUUCUGAGGCUGAGCGCGGAGCUGCAAUCGAAAUUCGAGGAGGUGGAGGUGCCGUUUCUGAUAAUUCACGGCGGCGAAGACGUGGUGUGCGACCCGGCGUGCGCGGAGGAGUUGUAUCGGAGAGCGUCGAGCAAGGACAAGACGAUUAGGGUUUAUCCGGGGAUGUGGCACCAGCUGAUUGGUGAGCCUGAAGAGAAUGUGGAGUUGGUGUUUGGGGAGGUUGUGGAGUGGUUGAGGACUAGGGCUGAACGCGCCGCCGGAGAGGUUGAAGCUACUGGAGGAGAUUGUGGCGCGUAAGGGUGGUGGCGGAGAGGGAGAUGGUGGCACGUAAGUGGCAUUUUUUUUAAAAUUAUUGGGUAAUUGUUAAUUAAUUAGGGGCAAUGGAAGAAUGUUAAUUUUUUUUUUUUUUGCAAUAAAUUUUUAUUUUUCUUUGUAAUUCGAAAUAAGUUACUAGUAGUCAUGUUUUUAAUGUGUCUCCUCUCCUCUCCCAAGUAUAAAAAUUUAAAUACUAGUUCUCUAUUUGGGUUUAAUCUACAUUGUAAGAUUUGAAGAAAAAAUAAUUGGGUUCGUAUAACAAAUAUUAAUUCAAACGCAA